AUGGCCUCCGAUUUCAAAAUGUACUCGUAUGAUGGGGAGAAAUCUUUCACUUUAAAAAAGUGGAAAAUCCGCAAAGGUGCACUCGUGUUGUACAAUAGCGUGAUUUUGUCAUGCAAAUAUGGUGAUUCCAAAGAAGAAGAUGUGAAGGAUCCUUUACUUAGGUAUAAAUCUAAUAUAGCAGGCACGGUUUUAGAACUGGUGGCAAAAGAAGGAGAUUUAAUUCAACCAGGAACAACCCUAAUAAAAGUGCAGCCAUGUAGUCAUCCUGUUACCAUGAAAGAUUUAUGUGCAGAAUGUGGAACAGAUCUCAGACACCUGGAUAAAGACAAUUUUGAUAAACUUGCUGCUGCGACAACAUUCAGUAUGGUUCACAUUGUUCCUGAAUUAAAAGUGUGUUUAGAGCAAGCAGAAAAGCUGGGUCAAGAUGAUGAAGACAGAUUAUUGAAGAAUGAAAAACUUGUUCUCCUGGUGGAUUUAGAUCAGACAUUAAUCCAUACUACAAAUGAUUUUGUUGAUGAAGGAUUACCUGAUAUGCAUCAUUUCAAGUUGUAUGGUCCUAAUUCUCCUGCUUAUCAUACAAAAUUACGACCCGGUGCUAGGAAAUUUCUAGAGAAAAUGUCAGAACUGUUUGAACUCCACAUAUGUACUUUUGGAGCUAGACUGUAUGCUCACAAGAUUGCAGAAAUUUUGGAUGCAGAUUCAAAGCUCUUCUCACAUCGUAUUUUAUCCAGAGAUGAGUGCUUUGAUGCUACUUCCAAAACAGGAAAUUUAAAGGCCCUUUUCCCUCGUGGAGAUUCCAUGGUUUGCAUUAUUGAUGACAGAGAGGAUGUCUGGAAUUAUGCACCAAAUGUUAUCCAUGUCAAACCUUUCAACUAUUUCCGAAAUACUGGUGAUAUAAAUGCUCCUCCACCUGUGUCUUUUGUUUCACAUGGAAGAGAAAAUGUUAAAAAGACUGUAGAAAAUUCAAAGGCUCCCUCAAUGCCUGAAAAAAUUACCAGUGAAAAUGUGCAAGAAAAUGGUUCUGUUGUACAAUCCACUGUGUCUGACUUCAAAUCACAUCCAUGCUUAGAAAAUCCAAAUCAAACAAAUGAACUCAAUCUUGAAAACAAAGCUGGUGAUGUGUCUCCAAAUGAGGUAAAAAAUAGUGUUCCUCUUCCUGAAAAUGCAAACAAACCUGUAAAUAGUGUAACGUCUAAUGAACAUGGAAAUCAGGACAAGAGUCAAAGCUCUGAAAAAGAUGAAGAAGUUAAAACUGAAGAUAUUAAAAGUGAUGAAAAUUGUGAUGUAAAGUAUGAUCAGUUCGGUUACUGUUAUCGAAGAAAAUACGAUGAGCACGGGAAUAAAACAGAACUUUUUGAGCAUGAUCCUUUUGCUGAUCCCAAUGCAGAUGAUUAUCUGUUAUAUUUAGAAGACAUAUUGAGAAAUGUUCAUAAAGCAUACUAUGAUCACUACAAAGAAAUGAAGCUGAAUAAUAAAAGCGGAAUUCCAGAUCUAAAAGUGAUUGUUCCAAAAGUGCGUAAAAAUGUUUUGAAAGGAGUUAAUUUAGUUUUUAGCAGCAUCAUACCUACUAAUUGUACAUUGGAAACAAACAAAUAUUGGACACUUGCAGAAUCAUUAGGUGCACGUGUAUUUAGAGAACUUGUUGUUGAUUCUUCUGAAAAUAGGACGACACAUGUUGUAGCCUCCAAGUUUGGAACAGCAAAAGUAAACUCCGCUCGAAGGCAUCGUGGCAUUCACAUAGUCACCCUGGAUUGGCUGCUGUGUUGUUCAGAAAGAUGGGAACAUACAGAUGAACGCCUUUUCACGCUGACCAAAGAAUCCAACAGUGAUAAAGCAAAUGAGGGCUAUCCUGAGCACUCUUUUUAUGAUCCUAGUGGAAAAGCUUACAAAGGGGUAUCAAAUAAACAGCCCUCUUUAAAGAGAAAGUCUCGUAAGAAUCAUUCUAAAUCAGAGGAAGAAAUGUUCUCAGAGAGAAUAUUUGUUGAAGCAGGUCUCUCAUUUUCUCAAGAAGAAAUUGAAGAUAUGGAUCGUGAAGUUGAAGAGGCAUGCAGUGAAGAAUCUGAAGGAGAAAGUGAGAAACAGGAAUCUUCGAACACUUCUAGUGACGAAUCUCUUUCGUCUGGAGAUUACCCAAAGGGCUGGAAGAGGCCAAGAACUGAGUGUGUUGAUUUGGAGCAAAAUGAUGGUGCAGAAGAAAGUAGUGAUGCUGACACAAUCGGUUCUGUUGAUGAAGAAAUAGUAGAUGCAGUUAAACAAGAGUUUGGAAGCUGUUAAUGUUAAAGUAUAUAUUACGGUUUCGGUUAUUUUAGCUGGAAAAAAAAUCAGGAUUUGACUUGCUUAAUAGAUGCAUACUGUGGGAAAAUAUGAUUUUCCCAUAGAGUUUAUCACACUAACUAUGGAAUAAUGUUCCAUACUGUAUUCACGAAACAGUUCAGUUGUUUAAAAAAUGUGAAAAUCAAAUCAACAAAUUUUGAAAUUUUUUUCUUUUUUAUACAUUACAUAAUUCAGAAUGAGUUUUCAAAUUAAGGUUCUAUUUCGGUUUUGAACUGAAGUCAAUGUAUAUUAAUUAAAAUUGUACAUCAGCUUAUAAUCAAAGUUGUUGCUUAAACUUUUACACUUAAUAAAAUUAAGAAGAAUCAAGGGUAAGCAUUUCCUUUUAUGCUUAUCCAGUUUGUUAUUGUAUACUUAAAUAUUUAGUGUAGGCAGUAUAAAAAACUUAAUUUGCAUUGCAAACAAAAAAUAAAUCCAAAUUGUGUUCACAGCAUAAAUACAUUACUCCCUUUUGUCAUAUGUUUUCCUCCCUUAAUACUGUCAUUAAAUGGUGCUUAUAAAGCCAUAAAAGAGUGACAGGUAACAAGAUUGUUUUUCAAGCAUUAAUGAUAAUAUAGUGCAAUGAUAAUAUAGUGCAAAGUGAAUUGCCAGUCUCCCUAUGAUUUGUUUAUAUUUUUAAUAUGUAAGCCUUAUUGUACUUUGACUUACUUUUACUUUAAAAAAAAAGCUACUUAGGUAAUUUUUAAAUUAGGUACUUGUAAAAGAUUGUUUAUUAUUAUUAUUUGAUUUCUGAUGGGGCAUUAAGUAGUAUAGCCUUUUGUAGCCCUAGUGUGAUCUUCUGAUAUGGCAUCCAGUCUUUCAUGUACCACCAUUUAGGUAAUGACGUCAAAGGCCUAGUUUCUCACCAAAUGGAAGCACCUGGCUCUCUUCGAUGCGAAACUGCACCAGGAAUUUUAAUUUUGGCGAAGGAAUUCUAAGAAUUUGCAAAAGCCAAAUUUAAAAUCUGGAGUGUGUUCUUUCUCAGACUGUUCUGCUCUUUAAAACAAAUAGAUCAAGAUUUAUUAAUAAAAAAAAAACCCUAAAUUAUAUAAAUAAAAAAAGAACUUGUAUACGUUAUAUAUAUAUGUAUGUGGGGUGUCUCUAUUUGGCUUGCAAGACCACCUCUAUUUUCAAUUGUUAGUUCAAGAUGCAUACUUCCAAUUGCAAAAAUGACCAAAAUGAGGUGCAGAGUAAAUAUAUUGAAAGUUUGUAGUGGAAAAAUACAAUUUUUUACACGGACCCUUUGUCCCCUUACUUAUGAUUAGGGAAAUAAUCUCCACUCAAAAAAAUUUCCAGCACAAAAAGCUUGAUAUUAGUUCGACAAAUAUUCAGCGAGAUAUACAACAUUCUCAUCUUCUGCACCAACAAUAUCUCUUAGGUUUUGGCCGCAAAUGUUUCAAAUUUUUUGUGUUGGAUUUGUUUUGCAACUUAAGUUGCAAAAUAAUUCCAAUUGGUGUACUGCUUUCAACUGUACAACUGGCUUUCAUGAAGUUACCAGAAUUUUUUUGUAAUAUAAAAUAGCCAUGUAAUAUUAUUUGAGUCAAGAUUGUGGCCAAGAACUUUUUAAUGGAAUACGUCUGGUUCCCCCCCCCCCUUUCCCCCCUGCAUGAAACAUGUUUGUGCCAUUUUUCCUAAUGUAUGAAAUGCUCUCCUUCUAGUUCUAUUUUAGCUUUAAUUUUAUGAAAUUUUCAAACUCAAAAAAGGUAUUGAUAAUUCUUCCUGUCCUUCUCCAAUUUAAAAUAAAGUUGAUAUUUUUCUAAGGUUGAAGAUGUUUAAACUAAAAUUGUUAAGUGUUGCAAAGAAAAAUUUUAACUUAGGCAUUUAAAGUGUGUUGAAUAUAUUUAUUGUGUAAAUACGUAAUUUUCAUCUGUAAUAAAUUCAUUGCUAUAAUUUUUUAAACUCUUAAAAUAAAUAUGAUUUAUAAUGUAUAUAGUAAUAAACUGUUUAA
Uloborus diversus is the source of this 4258-nucleotide messenger RNA. It is a transcript of the gene Fcp1, whose product is annotated as RNA polymerase II subunit A C-terminal domain phosphatase-like. Gene Ontology annotation, molecular function: RNA polymerase II CTD heptapeptide repeat phosphatase activity. The record is from RefSeq and is a predicted model, not a curated record. Bases 1 to 2274 code for a protein of 757 amino acids. The transcript has 6 exons. Gene Ontology annotation, cellular component: nucleus. NCBI's taxonomy places the organism in Eukaryota, Metazoa, Arthropoda, Arachnida, Araneae, Uloboridae.